AUGAACGCAGCAUUAUCAGAACGCGCACGAGCACUUCAAGAGCAAGUUGAGCAAAUCGACAAACAGUGUGAGAUGGCUAUUGGCAAUUGCCCCACAGAGCACCAAGUCACUAUAGAACGUAUGCACCAAGACAUUGCUCGGCUCACACAGCGCAAUGACCGCCUUCAGGCCCAACAUAUCCGCACAGUUGUGGCUUCGAAAGAACAACAAUGUGUUAAUCAAGCUGCUCAAGACCCGUUGGCCCAAGCGAUUCAAGCCGAGCGAGAAGCUCGAGAUCAGCUACGAUUAUCGAUUGAGCACCAUCGUGUAGCUUAA
Messenger RNA from Peronospora matthiolae, 315 nucleotides. The record is from the annotation of a GenBank genome assembly. Lineage: Eukaryota; Oomycota; Peronosporomycetes; Peronosporales; Peronosporaceae.